Messenger RNA from Pisolithus orientalis, 471 nucleotides. RefSeq lists its product as uncharacterized. The annotation marks the transcript as partial. The transcript is spliced from 2 exons. Lineage: Eukaryota; Fungi; Basidiomycota; Agaricomycetes; Boletales; Pisolithaceae. The record is from RefSeq and is a predicted model, not a curated record.
UUUUUCCAGCUCUUCACCAUGCUCAAGAUGGCAGGUGCACCUCUUAUCAAUGAGAUGCUGUAUGAGGCUACCCAGAUGCAGAUUCACUACCUGGAAUCAACUUGGAUUUCUAAUGUAUUGCCAAAUGAACAGUACAUGGGCUCUGUAGCACCCAGGAAGUCUGUCUUCAACAGUGGCCAGUCUUGUAUUUCUUCCAACAACUCCACUGCAUUUCUCCUUACUGCCAAGCCCCACUUUCCUAGCAUCUCCAUUGACUAUGCAGCUCCCCUUUUGAUACAUGACCUCUGCCAUGGCUGCCAUCUCUCCUCACCCAAUUCUCCCCUCCCUUUCUUGCACUUUCACUCCUGGGACAAGUUUUGCAUUCAGCAGCAUUUGGCACAGGACCCCCUCUCCCUGUCACCACCUCAAGCAAUUCAGGCUGUUCCCCCGAGCACCAAUAUGCCAUGGGGUUGGGCAAACACUGUCCUGAUA